Grammomys surdaster is the source of this 759-nucleotide messenger RNA. RefSeq names its product L antigen family member 3 (gene Lage3). NCBI's taxonomy places the organism in Eukaryota, Metazoa, Chordata, Mammalia, Rodentia, Muridae. The record is from RefSeq and is a predicted model, not a curated record. The transcript has 3 exons. Gene Ontology annotation, cellular component: EKC/KEOPS complex. The coding region runs from base 92 to 538 and encodes 148 amino acids.
CGGAGGAUAAGGCGGGUUCUGGGCCGCCGCAGUGGUGGAGGGGGUAGGCUGGUAUCACGAGGGUGGAUUGUUAGGAGAGGCCGCAGCAGACAUGCAGACAGCACACACAGGGUUAAGCCACACUGCAGACGGCGCCAAUGGUCCGACUGGCCGCUGCUGUCUUGGUAAUGCAGACAUAAUGGCAGUUAUUCCCAGUGGAGCUCACCCUGUUGCAAGAGCAAUAGAAGCCUCCCGAAAUUCCAGCAAAAGCACCAUGCCUUUAACCCAAAGGCCUGGAUUCCGACAUCAUAGAUUCGCCCUCCUCGUGCCUUUCCCGACCUCUUUGGAGGCAGAAAUCGCCUGUGGGUCCCUAAAUCAUGAUGUCGAACCACACCAAGAACUGGUAGGGAAGGAGCUUAAAGUGAGCGGCAGCAUGCUGGAGGUACACUGGAUCGCGGAAGAUUCUCGCCUCCUCCGAAUUUCCAUCAUGAACUUUCUUGAUCAGCUUUCCUUAGUGGUGAACACUAUACAUCUCUUUGGGCCUCCGGUUUCCUGUUAAGCCUGGUUGGGGACCCAGGUCUGACCGUAUCUCCGUCUCCUCCUAAGCAGUACAAUUUUCCCUAGGGAAAAGAUUCCAGAAUAGUAGCUGCUACAUAAAUGUGGGGGCUUAAUUUUUUUAUCCUGAUUUGGUCUCAGGCACUUAGGGGCCAUUUGGUUUGGUGCUUCAAUGUUUGUUGCUGAAGAAAAUAAAGCUAUGCUGCUAAUCUGCAUUUGAGUUUA